GUUAUGGGCCCAGUAAAGCCCAAGUUGUAAAGAUAAGUGGGUGCAAAGUUAAUCAUACGCAUAUCCCAGAGGCAGAAACAGCAAAAGAAGUGUGGGAAAACCUGUCCCACGCUUUCGACGACUCGGGGCUUACACGCAGAGUUGGCCUACUACGUGAUCUCUGUUCAACUACACCCUCUAGUUGCAAUACAUAUCAAAACCUUCUUCAAAAUGGACACGCACCACCUAUAGAGCAAAUCAAAGUUGCUAAUAACAGAACACUUUCAGUAUUCUCAAAAUUCAAAGAGUUCAAAACAGAAGCUGAAAAUCAAACUGAAUGUAAACUCAAAUGUAUUUGGACUGACAAAGGCCUAGAAUAUGUCAACAAACUAUCCUCUGACUUCCUAAUAAGUGCUGGAAUAAGAUAUCAAACAUCAACACCUUAUACUCCUGAACAAAAUGGAGCUGCAGAGAAGCUAAAUUCUAAACUAUAG
Pieris macdunnoughi is the source of this 473-nucleotide messenger RNA. The record is from the annotation of a GenBank genome assembly. Lineage: Eukaryota; Metazoa; Arthropoda; Insecta; Lepidoptera; Pieridae.